CAUGGCAACAUCCAAGUCCAGAAGAUGUUUUGAGGCUGCACAUCCUCCUGCUGCAGGCAGCGGCGUCAGCCUUCCUCGCCACGCGGUGUGCAGGUUGGGGAGGUGAUUGUUGCACCGGGGAGCAGGAUUAGCGUGGUGUAGACACGCUCAGAGCGGCCCAGGCCUAGACGAGACCCGCACGGACCUCGGAUCUCACCCGGACCAGACCAGACCAGACCAGACCAGCUCUCCUCUCCUCUCUCCUCCCAGCGCAGCUCUCUUCGCAGGUCUCCCGGGCCAGCCCCGCCGAGCACUGACUUACCUGGAGCUCGGCAGGGGCCUUACCUGAGCGCGCCUCUGCCAAUGGCAGCUCACCUGAGAGCGCCUCCGUCCAAUCAGCUCGCGGCUCGGCCCUGCCUCGAGUGCAAGAAUCCGGCUCCUCCUGAGAAAGUUACCUGUGGGGUGCGGGGCCGCGGCUUCCCGCUCCGGCCUCCUCCGCAGCCAGGGGGAGGGGGCUCUACCUGUCCGACCUCCUCGGCGGCGGGAGAGGUAGCGGGGGGAAGGAAAGCGGAAUUACCAGUAGCUCUGGUUCUGCCGUCCCGGGCGUUCACACACCUUCACCUGCACAGACUUGAAAGUCCAGUUUCCCCAGAGAGACUGAGGCACCGGGAAAGGGGAGAGAGUUCAUUGGAUCAAACAUGUCACAAGAGACGGACAAUAACAAACGACUUGUGGCCUUAGUGCCAAAUGACACUCCAUUCAAUACUCGACGAGCCUACACAAGCGAAGAUGAAGCUUGGAAAUCAUACUUGGAGAAUCCUUUGACAGCAGCCACCAAGGCUAUGAUGAGCAUAAAUGGAGAUGAGGACAGCGCUGCUGCUCUCGGCUUGUUGUAUGAUUAUUAUAAAGUUCCCAGAGAUAAAAGGCAGUUGUCUGUUAACAAAGUGAGUGACAGUCAAGAAGACCAAGAUAAAAGGAGUUGUCUUGGUGCUAAUGAGACUCAGAGUAAUUUGAGUGGAGGAGAGAACCGAGUGCAAGUCCUGAAGACAGUGCCAGUUAACCUUUCCUUAAACCAGGAUCACCUGGAGUCUUCCAAAAGGGAGUACAGCACAAACGUAUCUGGGAGCCCAACGCAGGUUUCUGCAACUGGAAUUACUGUGGUAAAGGUAGAAGAGUUCACCCCAGUCUUUAUGGCCCCGCAAGUUCAUUAUACAAGAGGAGAAAAUGAGGAACACCGUGGGGUUAUCUUUGAACAGACUCAGUAUGAAAUGCCCAACAUUGCCCCCCAUACAAACUAUCUCAAAGAUGACCAGCGUAGUACUCCUGAUAGUACUUACAGUGACACUUUCAAAGACGGAGGAACAGAGAAGUAUCGUAGUGCAUCAGUGGGGGCUGAAGAAUAUAUUUAUGAACAAACAGCAAGCAGCACUUUUCAGUAUACUCUAGAAGCUACCAAGUCAUUGCGUCAAAAGCAGGGAGAGGGACCCAUGACCUACUUAAACAAAGGACAGUUCUACGCCAUUACUCUGAGUGAGACGGGUGACAACAAGUGUUUCAGACAUCCCAUCAGCAAAGUCAGGAGUGUGGUCAUGGUUGUAUUCAGUGAAGAUAAGAACAGAGACGAACAGCUGAAGUACUGGAAAUACUGGCAUUCACGGCAGCACACAGCUAAACAGAGAGUCCUUGACAUAGCUGAUUACAAGGAGAGUUUUAACACCAUUGGGAAUAUUGAGGAAAUUGCAUACAACGCUGUGUCCUUUACUUGGGAUGUCAAUGAAGAAGCAAAGAUUUUCAUCACAGUGAAUUGCCUGAGCACAGAUUUUUCUUCACAAAAAGGUGUAAAGGGGCUUCCUUUGAUGAUUCAAAUUGACACUUAUAGCUACAAUAAUCGCAGCAAUAAACCCAUCCACCGAGCCUACUGCCAGAUCAAGGUCUUUUGUGACAAGGGAGCAGAGAGGAAAAUUCGUGAUGAAGAGAGGAAGCAAAACCGGAAGAAAGGGAAAGGCCAAACAGCACAAGGCCCAUGCAAUAACUCAGCUGAAGGGAAAUUGACUGCUAUCCCUCUGCAAAAAAAGAGUGACAUCACCUACUUCAAAACAAUGACUGACCUGGAUUCCCAGCCAGUUCUUUUCAUACCAGAUGUUCACUUUGGAAACCUACAAAGGACUGGACAGGUUUACUAUAACGCAGAUGAUGAAAGAGAAGGAAGCAGCAUCCUGGUUAAAAGGAUGUUCCGGCCGGUGGAGGAGGAAUUUGGCCCAUCACCUUUGAAACAAAUGAAAGAAGAAGGACUGAAAAGAGUGCUUCUGUAUGUGAGAAAGGAGACUGAUGAAGUGUUUGAUGCUUUGAUGCUGAAGUCGCCUACAGUAAAGGGGCUAAUGGAAGCAAUAUCUGAGAAAUAUGGACUUCCAGUAGAAAAGAUUGCAAAACUUUACAAGAAGAGCAAAAAGGGUAUCUUGGUAAACAUGGAUGAUAACAUCAUUGAGCACUACUCCAAUGAGGACACUUUCAUCCUGAACAUGGAGAGCAUGGUGGAAGGCUUCAAGAUCACACUGACCGAGAUAUAGUUCAGCUCGGAGCCAGAGCAUUUUUCCUGAGGAACCACAGCAUUUCAUCCUUGCUUAACAGAAGAAACUUCCCCAGGAACCUUACAGACUUGUCAACCUUGACCAGAGAAGCUGUUACAAGACUACUUUGAAAAUAUCAUCCUUUCUGCUCUUUGACACUGAAAAUGUGCCCAACAAACACUGAUUUAAGUUUGUCAAGGACAAGACCAUAUGCAUUAACUUAGUCCUUUAUUUAUUGCUUCCCCAACUCCAACGUACAAACAUUUUUUAGUCCCCAGAUUGAUUACCAGGUGACUCACUGGUAAAUGGCAACUUUUUAAUCCCUACAUUAAUGUGGAUUAAAAUCCUCCCAGAUUAGAUAAAAGAAUCUUACUGGUCCAUCUUGGGAAAUCCAGUUGAAACUGCUUUAACAAUAGCUUGCUCUGCAAUAGCUAAGAAAAAUGGAUACUCCUAAAUAGUAUAGGGCUAACGAUGGGGAAAGGGGCCAAGAGUUCCCCUGUUCAGACUGAUCCACAUUGCCCUACAGUGUAUAGUCUUGCCAAAUACCUCUGGUAGUUCUCAGCACGUAGCAACAAGGACUUGUAAGUAAGACAUUCAGCUACAAUGUAAUUUGUAAGUAAACUGGACAUAAACCAUUUUAACCUUGUAUAUAAUGUUUAUAAUAUGCAAUAAUAUAUUUUACCUACUCUGUGGGCAUGUUUACUGCCACUGUUUUUUCUUUCUUUUUUAUGUGUGCAUUGGGAUUAGGGAUUAACACAUUCUCUCUUCUCUUAGAGGUUUAGAUUUCUGCAGUCUGCUGAGUAGAAAGGCCAUGUUGAUAAUCACAGGUGUACUUAUGGGUUAAAUCCCAUAUUUGUAUCAGAGUAUUUACAACUGUUGGUCAAAUUAAUCUACUGGAAAAAUUUAGCCAAUUGCCUUUAAAAAUGGCAUAUACCACAAUUGUGUGUCCAUUCUGUUUGGGCUAGAUCCACAGAAGGAUUUAGGCACCUGCUUGCCUCUCUAAGUAUCUGAGUACAACAUUUAGAUCCUUAAAAACCCUGCCCAGUUGCAGCCUGACACAAGAGGCACUUCAAAUGUCUGCUUUUGGGUAUGCCUAAAUCUGACAGCAGUGCCUAGCUCACACCUAAGCACUGUUGGGACUCUGAAAUUAGGCACAAUCUAUAGCACCUGAUCUAAUAGACAUUUGCAAAAUGGACAGAGGAAGAGGAGCAAUUUGUCCUGUAACCUAGCGGUUAGAGCAUUCACUUGGAUCUUCGGAGGGUGGAGGGGCUCUGGAGUCGUACCUUUUCUCGUCUGAAAAGGACUUGAUCUCAUCUAACCCAGUGGUUCUUAACCUUUUUAUAGACUCGAGGCACCCCUUGCUUGACUCACCCCUUAACUUUUGUGAAUUGAGCAGCACCCCAUUUCAAAAACGAAUUUAUUAAUUAAUUAACUUAUUUAUUACAGUACUUACCUCCUUGCAGAGAGGUUGGACAGUGGGGACAGGGCAGCAGCCAGGCAGCGAAGAGCCUGAGCCUGCACUUAACCUUCUCACACAUGUUUGUCUACUUGUACCUAGGGGCACCCUUCAAAAGAGCUCCCAGAACCCCACUCUAGUUGAGAAUCACUGCCCCACCUGUUAGGCCUGAGGGCCACUCUUCCACUUCGCAUAGAAUAAUUAAAUCUUGAUUUGGUCAGAGAGAGAGAAACUAAUUGCUAGGGCAGGGGAGGGGCAGAGAAGGAGACCCAAGUUCCAAUCCCUGUCCCAUCAAGCCAAGGAGGGAUUUGAGCCCUAGUCUCUCACAAUUGUGGACAAGUGCUCUAAAUGGUAAGGUUAUUAGGUAAAAUGUGUGAAAGGGGCAAUGCCUUUUAGGUUUUGUGAAAAGGGACUGAGCUAGGCAGAUGACUGCUGGAGAGGGUUUAUGGUUGUGGAUUCUGUGUGGAGGGAAAUGCCCUUGAGUUAAAUGCCCAGCUCUCUUUGAGGAAUGGAGCUAAGCCCUGCUAAGUUUGUGGGGCUAAAUUACAAAUCUUUUCCUAGAAACAAACCUAAGUGGCUUUCUUUAUGGUGUAUUGACUGCUGUGGUUCCCAUUCUUAGCCAUCUAAUUAGGACCAUAGGACUGGAGAGGGCCUCCCAAGCUAUCAAGUCUAAUUCCCUGUGUUCACAGGCAACCCAAGGAUUUCCCAAAGUGAUCAUUUCAAAUCCCAGUGACCACUUCAAAUGAUCACAUAUACAACAAUAAGGAACACCCUACAGAAUGCCAGGAACACCCUACAUUAUGCCAUCAGUAAAAGCAGGCGAGACAAGGAUGCAGUUUGUACACUGCCACAGGAAAGUGAUUGGUUAAUAGAUAGUCAGCUGAUCCUAUGAAGAUGACCAUGUCCCAUGAUACAGAGGAAGGAAGCCCCUCACUUCCUCUUUCUCCCACCUCCAAGUCCAAGCCAAUUUGACCUAGGAGGAAAAUUUCUUUCUGAUCUUACAUUUGGCAGUUGGAGGGACCACGAGAAUAGGAAGACCCUCUGAGUUUUUGAAGUAGUGACAGGAGAAUUGGUACACUUGAAUCCAAAACCCCAGCAUCAGUUGUGGCCGAAACUCCAAUGCUUCAAAGGAAGGCAAAUUCCCACCCCAGAAGCCAAUAUCAUUGAUAAGGGACAAAGGAUACCUUCAAAGUCCCUACAGGUAACCAGCAAAAGUGCUGAAGCAUGGGAUUAUCAGACCAACCACACUACCCAAGCAUGAAUUGUAUCUACUGUGGUGACACCUAACCUAGGCCUGUGGCUCCUGAGGCAGAAAGGUACACAAGUCCCUUUGUGAAUCUAGUCCUUUUAGUUUUCCUUAUUUUUUUUCUCUGCCAUCUUUCUUUCCAUUAUGGCACAGUAUUUGUUGUUUUCACUCAUGUCAUUGGAACAAGCACCUCAAGAUGUCUUGCCAAAAUUAAUGGAGCCUGAUGCUCCACUGUUUUGAACUUUGCUUGGUCAUUUCUGUCCGUGCAUAGUGAUCAGUGUAAAAUGCUGCCAUUCUGACUGGGGAGGAUUUCGCACUUGCUUUGCAUGGAUGAACGUGACUUGAGAAACAAGCCAACAAAUGCCUUCGGACUGGUUGAGUUUGAGUAGCGCCAAUGAAACCAGCACUCUGUGGUAGGGAAGUUAAGCACUCACAUAAGCAGUAAAGCCUAAUUGUUUAGGCCAGGAGACUCGGAUGUAGUGUUUUCAGAGUUGACUUGUCUGCUUUUCUGGCCCCAGUCCUGGUCUUCUGUUUUUAAUUUCUUUCUUGCCCAUGCCAUCACUGCCUCUUUGUAACUCUGUCUCUGUGAAACUGUGUUGCAGUCAUGUUUUUGUCUUUUUCCUAAUACACACAGUCUCUCAAGGCUCAGCCUAUGUUGACUACAGUCAAGAGUGGACAUAGUAAAAGGAUCAGAAUCUCCUGGUGUUUGAACUGAAAUCAGUUGUUAGGUUUGUGUUUGAAACAAGGGCCUAUGCUUAGUUAGGCAUGGCCUUCAUUUCCAUGACAGUUGAAAAAGAAAAAAAGAAGAAAAUUCUGGCCUGUGGUAUGUGGAUUCGGACAUAGUACAGAGGCCUGAGCAGUGUGGUUGGUCCUAGUAGGUUUUUUUCUUUUGUGAAUGAAAGAAGUAAGAGGCGUUUGUAUGGAAUUCUAAAGCCUUUCAUUGGAGUCUUUCAAUCAGGUCCCAUGACCCAAUGGGAAAUGUGCGUGUUUCAAAUUAAGCACCUGGGUAUAUGUAAACAAGCACACAAUCCCUGAUCCCAUCCCUUGUUUGCAUCAUUCAGGCUCUGCUGUCACUCUUGACCAUCUGUGCCUUUUGAUGCUGAAUUGUUUUGCAUUGCACUGAACUAGAAGAUGCUGAUAUGGAUUCUAGAUUCACCACAUGGUUGUCAUAAAUAAUGGCAGGCCCUGACAAGCCAGCACAUGCAGCCGCAAGGAUCAGGUUCAUAUUAGACUUGGUAUUCUCUUCAUUUGUCUCUUUCUUCUCUCCUGCUUUAGCUGUCCUGAAAUUAAUGUCUUGUGGGAGAUCCUUUGUACUUAAGCACCCUGGCAUGCUGGUGAGGAGUGAAUGACUGCAGUGUUUCAGGAAAUAUCAGGAGGUGUGAGGCAUCACGUCAUUCUAAUCUUCCUUUUAGGACUUUAGUUAAAGAAACUGCAUAAGAUCCCAUGUCAGUGACUGAAGAGCCAAACUCUGCUGGCUUUAGUCUCACUCAGUCUCAGUGAAGCUAGAGAGGCUGCUGGGAUGAGUAGAGCAAGCAGGAUUUAGCCUGACAUAAAGAGAGAUUUUUAAUCCAACUAAUAUUGAGGCAUUUUUGACUUAUCUGUCAGGACUUGAAGGUCAGCGGGCUCUAUUUUCCCUCUUCGAGAGUGCGACAUUGCAAGCACUUAAAGCAAUGCCAACUGCACAGUUUGGGCACGUGUAGAUGAAAUGGGGGCCCUAAAUUGGAGUGGUGGGUUUUUAAAAGCACCGCUUCAAUUUAGGGCGAAGUAAACCCCCAUGUCAUGUACACCUAUGUCUUGCCUGUGGGUGGAGCAGUCCCUGUGCUGUGGGGAGGGAGGUGGUGCUUCCCUCUGCAGCAGCGGCACCCCAGUCUAGGUGGCACCCGCCUGCAGUCAUCCGGCUCGGGCAGUCACCAGAGGCACCGCUUCUGUGGAGGGAAGGACUGGGUCUCUGUGCAGCUCAUGCAGGGAGGAAG
Alligator sinensis (Chinese alligator) is the source of this 7221-nucleotide messenger RNA. It is a transcript of the gene GRHL2, whose product is annotated as grainyhead like transcription factor 2. Gene Ontology annotation, cellular component: nucleus. Gene Ontology annotation, molecular function: RNA polymerase II cis-regulatory region sequence-specific DNA binding; DNA-binding transcription activator activity, RNA polymerase II-specific. The transcript is spliced from 17 exons. Lineage: Eukaryota; Metazoa; Chordata; Crocodylia; Alligatoridae. Gene Ontology annotation, biological process: regulation of transcription by RNA polymerase II; neural tube development; brain development. The record is from RefSeq and is a predicted model, not a curated record. Bases 678 to 2546 code for a protein of 622 amino acids.